AAAUUCUCAGAAAUUAAAAAGUGUCACAAAGAAAUAAUUUGCUUAGCAAGAAAAAAAAAGUUCAAUACAAUUUUUUUUAUUUAUAUGAGACUCGGCACCUGCGAUAUCGAUUGUCCGUGUUAUUAUAGGACUCCACGUCGUCGUUACUCGUCGACAAAGUAACGAAAACAUUAUUUUAUUAUCAUUCGUCAGGCAGGUAUCACGAAAUCCGCUCAGCUAUUUUGCUGCAGGAUAUUGAAAUGUGUUAAAAGAAUUUUUUUCACUACAAGAGAAAAAAGGAAAAAAUAAUAAAAAAGCAAAAAAAAAAUAAUAACAGGACAUUGCCAAAGUUAAUUACGUUACACAUUUUUUUUUGUUGUUCUAUAAACGAGGAAAGUUGUUUCGCCACGUCUCCGCAGUACCACAGGGGAAAAAAAGCAAGAAGGAAAUAAUAAAAGAGAGAUCUCUUCACGUCGCUUUCUUCGUCAACUUCUUCUAAGGAGUGCAAAAAAAAAUAAGGGAAACACUCAAAAAAAAAAUCUUAUUUAAAUAUUUGCUUACCUCGAAGACAAUUGCAAGGAAAGCUGGGUAAUUGCGUGGAAACCGUCGCCGUUCUACAGGACAAAAUUAAAAAGAAUUAAAUGUCGUGUAACGUCGCCUGUGUCGUUUUCUGCCGCCUUUCGUGAGCAUCGUUCCACAGCACAAUAAUCGGAGAAAGUAUGGCAACUAUUCUGUACUAUCAUCCGUUAAGUCCGCCCUGUAGAAGUGUGUUGUUGCUGGCUCGAAUGCUGGAUAUCGAGUUCGACUUGCGAUCAAUUAAUAUCUUGGAGAAGGAGCAGUUGAAUCAGGAGUUUGUGGCUAUCAACCCACAGCACACAAUUCCCACAAUGGACGAUCAUGGCUUAGUUUUAUGGGAAAGUCGCGUUAUUUUAACUUACCUUUGUUCGUCCUUUGCCAAAGAUGAUUCUCUUUAUCCGAAAGAUGUUCGUGCUCGAGCUCUUGUCGAUCAACGAUUGCAGUUCGACUUAGGAACUUUACAUCGUCGAAUGCAAGAUUACGUCGAGCCAACUUUCGCUUACGGCGCCUAUUUAGACGAAAAAAAGAAACUCAAAAUAACCGAAGCUCUCGAUUGGCUCAACACGAUGCUAAAUAACGGCAAAAAAUGGGUAGCUGGACCCAAAAUGACCCUCGCUGACAUUUGUUUGUGCGUCACAGUGAACCAAAUUCAAGCAUUCGGCAUUGACAUUCAAUCGCACUCGAAUGUCGUUGAAUGGAUGCAACGUUGCAAGGCCGAAUUGGAACCACAUGGCUUUGAAUUUUGUGCAGCUGAUGCGCAUCUUCGAACGACAUUCCAAAGCAACGGUAGCUGCAUCGUCCUCGUCAACGAGGAAAAUGUCAUUCAACGAACAGUUCCUCGUCUUUUUUAUGCGGCGAUGAGUCCGCCUUCUCGCAUGGUAAGGAUUGUGGCUCAAGUGAUCGGACUUCCGUUGGAUCUGAAACUCGUAAAUUUGGAAGGAGGAAGUGAACCGAAGGAUUUUCUCGAGAUAAAUCCGCAACAUUGCUUGCCGACGUUGGAUGACGAUGGAAUUGUGCUGUGGGAAAGUCGAGCAAUAGCAACUUAUUUGAUCUCGACAUAUGCUAAAAGUGAUGAUUUGUAUCCGAGAGAUCCGAAAAGACGAGCGCCCGUGGAUCAUAUGUUGCAGUUUGACUUGGGAACGCUUUAUGCGAGGAUUAAUGAUUAUUAUGGCGACAUUUUAUACCGAAGUCGAAUGCCAGAUCCGCGAAAACUCUCCGCCCUCACCGAAGCCAUCCAAAUCUACGAAACUAUCCUCUUAACUCGCAAAUGGGCUGCUGGCGAUACUUUUACCGUCGCCGACAUCUCCCUUUGCCAAUCCUUUUGUCAAUUGGAAGCCUUCGAAUAUGGCUUGGCACGAUUUCCCCGAACAAACAUUUGGUACAAAGCCGUUCAACAACAAUUGAAGCCCUUCGGUUACGAUGAAAUAAAUCAAAAAGUGAUGUCCCAAUGGCGAGCAAUGUUGAAGGCAGAAACAGAUAAAACAACCACAGACCGAUAUUUGGAGCAUCGAAAAAGUGUUAUGUCAAAUUCCUAAAGGAAAAAA
Culicoides brevitarsis is the source of this 2099-nucleotide messenger RNA. RefSeq lists its product as uncharacterized. The record is from RefSeq and is a predicted model, not a curated record. The transcript has 8 exons. Lineage: Eukaryota; Metazoa; Arthropoda; Insecta; Diptera; Ceratopogonidae. Bases 699 to 2090 code for a protein of 463 amino acids. Gene Ontology annotation, biological process: glutathione metabolic process. Gene Ontology annotation, molecular function: glutathione transferase activity.